UCGGGGGACCCACUGUUAGAGAAUACCACUGCAUUUUUAUUUUCUUUUACAGUCCUCUCUUUUUUUUUAUAGUUACUUCGUAAAGAUGUCUUUUUCUUGCAAUCACUCUCUGGACGGCAGCUUUCCUCCCUCUCCAGCGGAGGACAGGGGCUCAAAGCGUCUGUCCUGGGGCAGCUUGCUGCAGAGACUGACCGAGCUGAAGGGGAUCAAUCAGAGGGUCACAGCAGACCAGUGCUGCGGGAGUGAAACUGGAUCUCUGGCUGACAUGUCCCUGUCUGAAUGGGAUAGCACUUUCUUCUGUGAUCCCCUGGAGGAAACCUUAGCCACAGAAGUUGUAGCAACCAUCACACAAAGCCUCAACAAUGCAUCCCACAUCCUUGGCUGCUCCAGACUCAUCUUACCUGACAGUCUGCUACACAGUAUCAGUCAGGAGCUGCUCCACCUGGCCGUGUGUGAGCCCUGCGGCCUAAGGGGAGCUCUCAUCGACCUGUGCGUAGACAGGGGGGAUCAGGCCUCCCUAUGUACUGUGGACCAAAUAGCAGUGGAUGCCACCCUGGUCCCGACCUUCCACGUGACCCUGGUGUUGAGGCUCGAGUCCAGUGGAUUAUGGCCAAAGGUUCAGAGGCUCUUCAAGGGUAACAGGUCCCCACAGACAUCUGCAACAUAUCUGGGACACCAAAACACUCUCAAGCUGAGUACGAGCUUCAGGGCUAUUAAAAGGAAACUGUAUAGUUCAGGGGAGCUGCUGAUAGAGGAGUGCAGCUGACCAAGUGCUCCUUUCAUGAUAAGCUGAACUAAAUUCAUGUAGACUGUGAAAAGAAGCAGCAUCGAUGUCAAAUGGCACUGACAAGAUGGUCCUGACGUAACUUGUACAUGUCUCUGUUGGUAUUGUGUGAAUCUAGGGUUUCCCUGGAACCAACUUAUGUCUCAUGGCAGCUACUUACCUGGUAGAAGGUGACUCAACAGUGAAGACUCAUGAUUGAAACAUGGGUCGGUUCCUUUGCUAUGAAUGUAAAGUCACGCCCUCAAGGGAAUGGCUUAUGUAUUUGACAGUCAAAUCUUAUCACUUGUGUAUUUUGUAUUUUUAACGACUUGAAGAACAUGAAAGAAUAAAUUAUUUUCUAUUAUACUUUGUCUCGGUUUUCCUCGAAUUUUCUAGUAAUCAGUAGUUGUGUCCCAUAGCCAUACUUCAUACUAGUCCUGUACAUUAUGUGCUACAUACAAAUAAUCAUGACACACUGUUUUUGCAGUCAGUAUAAUAAAAAACAACCUAAUUUGAAACAAACAGGAAAUGUUACAAUACAUGCAAAGUCAAUCAAAGUGAUACUUUGGAAUAUCACUGGAAUUUAA
Messenger RNA from Toxotes jaculatrix (banded archerfish), 1350 nucleotides. Its product is annotated as DNA damage-inducible transcript 4 protein-like. The transcript is spliced from 2 exons. Gene Ontology annotation, cellular component: cytoplasm. The record is from RefSeq and is a predicted model, not a curated record. Gene Ontology annotation, molecular function: 14-3-3 protein binding. NCBI's taxonomy places the organism in Eukaryota, Metazoa, Chordata, Actinopteri, Toxotidae. Gene Ontology annotation, biological process: apoptotic process; response to hypoxia; negative regulation of TOR signaling. Bases 86 to 766 code for a protein of 226 amino acids.